UUCGUAAUAUUAAUAAAGCUGGACAGUUAUUAGAAUGCCCGUUUGAACACAUCACUUUAAGGCUAAUUUCAAGUGUAUUAUUGAGUGAUAAUUAGUGUACUGUGUAAAAUAAUGUAGCAAAAAUGUGAUAUUCGAAAAGAAUUUCGUCAUAAACAGUUGGCGAUCACGAAAGGCAAAUGGAUUUCGGACGGUAGCUGAAGCGCCGUGGUGGCAUGCAGCGCCCUCCGCGCGGCUCCUCCCACUUCCACUGCUCACCCCUCUACGAACCAACCUUGACGAUAUCCAGUCUCCCACCCUUGCUUCUCAUUCUUAUUGUUUUUCCUAUAUCGCAUACACAAAUGACGAAUAAUUCAACCCUACCUGAGAGAUAUUUUCAAAAUGAUGCAAUCCAUAAAGAAAAUAAUUAUACCUUAAAGAAAUACAAUGAAAGCAAUAUAACAUUCAAAAACAAAAACAUAACUACAGCUGUAAGUAAGGAAUAUCAAAUUUUAUUAGAUAGGUUUAGAAGAAAAAACGUUAAAAAUAUGACAAGCGAAGGAAUCUUUUACGAUAUUGGCAAUUUAACUGAUAAUUUAGAUGAUAUGUCAACAAACAAUAAUUUUAACGUAAGCCCACAUAGAAAUUAUUUACAUUAUCAUCAAACGCAGUCAUUUAAAUUACAAAAUAUUGAUUUACUAAAUGCAAAGGAUUCUGAUGACACUAGCGCUAUCGAAAAACUAAGGAUGGAUGAUGAAACUAGAACCAAAAUAUUUCAUGAUUAUUAUUCUACAGUAAACAAAGUCAAUACAAUUAAUGAGGAACACAAUACAAAUGAAUCAAUUAUAAUAGAUGUUUUGGAUUAUAAUGAAACAAUCGAUAUAUUAUUUAAUGAAACCGAAAUUCCACAAACGGUAACUGAUCCGAAAAUCCACAGGCGAUUUUCUAACGACUCAUUAGUGUUCCCUGAUAACCUUUCCUCUUCUCGCGUCCCGACGAUAAUGCAGACACCACGUCCGGGAUUUGUUGAAGAAAUAUCGAAAUCCAGCUCCAACCGGAUCGUGUCGAUCCUGGGCCUGUUCGAGCUGUCAGUGGGAGUGGCGCCGCGGGCCGAGGGCGCCUCGGAGCUGGCCGCCGCGCAGCUGGCCGUGCAACACGUCAACCGGCGCGAGCUCCUGCCCGGGUACAAGCUGCACCUCUUCACCAACGACACGAAGUGUGACCCAGGUGUGGGCGUGGACCGAUUUUUUCACGCAUUGUAUACGGAGCGCGACUCCAGGAUGGUCAUGCUACUGGGCUCCGCAUGCUCGGAGGUCACCGAGAGCAUCGCCAAGAUCGUGCCCUACUGGAACAUUGUUCAGGUAUCAUUCGGGUCUACGUCGCCUGCGCUCAGCGACCGCUCCGAGUUCCCUCUGUUCUGUCGCACCGUCGCCCCCGACUCCUCGCACAACCCCGCCAGGAUCGCAUUCAUCAGACAGUUCGGCUGGGACACCGUGACAGCGUUCUCUCAGAACGAGGAGGUGUACUCGUUGGCCGUCAAUGAGCUGGUGACGCAGCUGGAGGCCGCCAACAUCACCUGCGCGGCCUCCAUCACCUUCGCAGAGUCCGACUUCAAAGAGCAACUGCAACAGUUAAAGGAGCUGGACACCCGAAUAAUCAUUGGUAGUUUUUCUCAGGAGAUGAUUCCCAAAAUAUUCUGUGAGGCUUUCAAGCUAGGAAUGUGGGGCGCGGAGUACGCGUGGGUGGUGGCGGGCGCGCCGCCGCGCCUGCGCGCCACGCCGCCGUGCGCGCGCGCGCAGCUCGCCACCGCGCUAGAAGGGCUCGUGUCCGUCACCGCGCACAGGGGCAUUGUGGGGGACGCCCGCUCAUACUCCGGGCUGGUAAGUAACUCAGAAAACAGUAAUCUUAUUUUAAUUAUAAUAUUACAGACCAACGAAAUGUUCCACCGCGAGAUGGCGGCCGCAGGGGUCGCCGUGUCGCCGUACGCGCCGCAGACCUACGACGCGGUCUGGGCCAUCGCACUGGCGCUCUCGAAGGCGGAGCACCUCUGGCGGAGCCUGGACAUGACGCACUUUAACGGGACCCUGCUUAAAGGAGGCGCUAAGAUGGGCUUGAGCCACUUCGAUUACAAUAGAAAGGAUAUGGCAGAAGAGUUCUUAAAUCAAUUGGCGAAUCUUAGUUUUCUUGGAGUUUCGGGACCAGUUUCAUUCAAUGGCGCAGAUAGGAUUGGCACUUCUGCAUUUUAUCAAAUACAAGGUGGACGGCCAAAGACCGUAGCACUGUACACGCAGGGGCGGGCGCUGGCGUGCGUGGGGUGCGCGCGCGCGGCGUGGGGCGGCGGCGUGCCGGCCGCGCGGCGCGUGCUCGUGCUGCGCGUCGACUCCGUGUGGGCGCCGGCGCGCCUCGCCGUCGCCGCGCUCGCCGCCGCCGGCGUCGCGCUCGCCACGGCCUUCCUGGCGUUCAAUCUGCACUACAGCAAGCGGAGAUCGAUAAAGCUUUCGUCGCCUCGUCUAAAUAACAUGACGCUAAUUGGGUGCGUGUUGGUGUACACCGCGGUCGCUCUGCUCGGCGUCGACAACUCCAACUUGCCGCCCUACGUGUCCUUCUCCGCCAUGUGCAUUGGUAGGGUAUACAUCUUAUCGGCGGGGUUUUCCCUCGCUUUCGGCUCCAUGUUCGCAAAAACCUACAGGGUGCACAGGAUAUUUAUCAGCAACCGAAGCGGCGUGUGCAAGACGAAGCUCCUGCAAGACACUCCACUGAUCUCGCUGGUGUGUGCUCUGCUGCUGCUGGACGGCUUGCUGGUCACGUUGUGGGCCGCGCUGGACCCCAUGCAGCGCCAGCUCAAAAACCUCACGCAGGAGAUCAGCGCCAACGACCGUAGCGUCGUCUACCAGCCACAGAUAGAAGUGUGCAAAUCUCAAAACACGACUGGUUGGUUAUGCGCGCUUUACGCAUAUAAAGGUCUCCUACUAUUAGUGGGCGUAUACAUGGCCUGGGAAACUAGAAACGUUAAAAUAUCAGCCCUUAACGACUCCAAGUACAUCGGCAUCAGCGUGUACUCCGUCGUCAUUACCAGUACGAGUGUAGUCGUCAUUGGGACGAUCAUUUCUGAGAGAGCUACAUUAGCCUACAUCACGAUUACAAGCCUCAUUCUGAUAACAACGACGUCGACUUUGUGUCUGCUGUUCUUGCCGAAGAUUGUAGCAAUAAGGAGUAGUAAAACUGAAGACGACCCUGUAAUUCAGAGCUUGGGGCUCAGAUUGGAGUGUAAGACGCGGCGCUUUGUCACCGACGAAACGCAAGAGCUGCACUUUCGUAUUGAGAUUCAGAACAAGGUGUACAAGCGCGAAGUGGCCGCGCUGGACAAAGAGAUUGGCCGCCUGGAGCGGCUGCUGGCAGAGCCACUCGAGUCCGUCACCAGUUCCAACGCUUCCAUUGCACUUCACAAACGGACCGAAUUGAACACCGUAGAAGAAGAAGACCGUUGCCGUUCAGAUCCAGAAAGGAGGACACCGAGCAUCACUGGAGGCCUUCCCAUGCUGUUACUGUCUGUACUCCCGCCGGUCAUCCCUCGCGCCAGCUGGCCCUCCGCCGAGCACUGCCGGGGAAGAAACUCCGUCAGCUUCAGCUCACAACCUAAACUAAACUAUCGCAAAUCACAACAAGCAAUAGACCUAUACAGCCUUUGCUUAAACAAACGAGAAGAACAUCACGGUCUUCUCAGCAGAAUAAGAAGCUUUUUCGGAGGCAGCAGUAGGCCGACCAGCAGAAAAGCCUCAACCAUGUCUAUCGCUGAUCCUACGGGACAGAGCAUAGCCGCUGCUCUAAAGAUGCAUGUAGGCAUGAUCGCUGGAUUAGUUCCAGGAAAUAGAAAACACUCAAUGGUCUUAUCCUGCAACACCUUAAAUGUACCUUCCUACCCUGAGUUAAAACUAAGACGGGAAUCUUAUGCCAAAAGUGGUCCAAUUAUUCGUAUAACAGAUGAUGAGCCAUCGUGUUCCAAGUAUGAAAGACCUCCUCAGAAAUACAUUGCAGAACCAGAGACAAAAGUGAACUUUGUAUUGCCAACUAUCCACAAGAGACCAAUGUCUCACGAGAACUCUUGUGAAAAAAUAAAAGGGUCACCAAGAUUUCCCCAUAGAAUCUCACCUGCUGCAUCUAGUUUAACUGCUUUGAGCGGGAGAAAAACCAGCGCUGAUAGCGUCUUUAGCAUAACAGGAAGGGUCUUUGAGGAGCAAAGACGGUAUAGCCAUCAGAAUGUGACCAACCAGGAGCCUAAAGGCAAAGCUGUGCUAGAGAGCAGGUGGAAGUCAACGGAGGACGCAAGACCGGGUCCCUCGUCAAGGGAUUAGAUGUAAAUUGUGCCAAAAUUGUGCCAAAUAAACAUUAUGAUUUUACUAUAUCAGUAGUAAAUAGUUUUCAGUGAUAAUGUCAAAAGACACUGCAAUUAUAAUAUUCUUGUCGUGAAAGUUUUUUGACCUGCUCAAAACAUCAUUUCAUUUUCAGUAAUAUUAUAUGUACAGGUACUAUUAAGGUAAUUUAAAUGUAUAAUAUAAUUGUGGAUAUAAUUGACAAAGGAAUAUUACACCAAAUAGUAGAUUAGAAUUGUGUUUAAGUAAAGCUUGAACACGCCAAAACGUGGGCACAUAAAAUUACAAAUAAAUAGAAAAUAAAGGUCUAAUGGAGCGAAAUAUAUAUUGAAUAUAAUUGAAAAUAUUAUAGUUUAUCAUGCUAAUAUACUAGACUAUCAUUUCAGCCUCAGGAUUUGACAUGUCACAGACUUCGUGAUGACCAGGACACAGGCACUUUGCACGACAUGAUUACUGUAUGCUUAAGUAGUCCAAGCCAGAGUUAUUUGCGGAUAAGUUGAUAAUAUAACUUUAACGGGUGUCUUUUUCAAAUAUUCAUUGAUAUGGGCCCAGUCCAUUGCCAUCCGCCUUCAUUUAUUACCAUCCGCCAAAAGUACCCUUUUGGCAUUGUCAGCAUGUCCAUCAUGUUAAUACCCCUUCGUCACUGUUAUAGUGUAAUGACAACACGAUGAAUGCUACCAAAAUAGUAACUGUGAGCUGUGGCUUCUUUAAAAUAGGUUUAGGUCAUUUUCGCAAAUGUUUCUUGCAUACAUUUCUAUAGUCAAUGUCCCUUAUGCGAAUCAAUUAACGGCGUCGCUUGAUGCAAUCACAAGUAGCUGGCUCAACCAAUAAAUAAUGGGGAUACUUAGCAUUAUUUUUAUCUUGCAAUCUUCGGGAAUGUAUUAGCAACUCAUACAAGUCAAACUUUUUAUUUUGUGUAUUGCUUGAAGUAUGUAUUUCUAUAGAACCAUCGUCUAACACCUAACACGCUCAAAUACGUUAAAAAUGAUCAAACGUUUUAAUAUCCUACAUUUUGCAUACAAAUUUCAUUUAGCACCACUAUUUUGGGAGCAGAUAAGCUCUUGCUAGCUCUUAAUUUAACUUGACUUCUCUUUUUGUACAUAAAUUUGAGAUAUUUGUACGUUUUUUGCAACAUAAGAAAAAUUUGGUUUCGGUCUUUAUGUAAGAACGCUGUAUUUUCCUAGUUUCUUUUUUUUUCUCAUUUGUAUCUCGUGUUAUUCUGCUUUCUGGUUGUCUUUCCAUUCAUUGACGUCUCCGCAACAUUUCAAAAACACAAAAACUAAUCGAUCCUCGAUAUAUUAACAUUUUCACAAGGUUCUUUAGCCUAAUCGACUUUUCCAAUUCUAUUGGUGCAAAGUGAUUUCGCUCAGUUAUUGUUUAAAGCUCGUUAUCAUGAAAACGAAUCAUACAAUUGACAACUAUUGUGGUAUCAUAUAUUCCUCAUACUAUAGCGAUUUUAAUUUAAGUAAAGUAAUAAAAUUUAACCACCCUUUCCAAAAUGUAUAAGCAAAAAUGUGUGCCCACGUUUUGGCGUGUUCAAGCUUUAGGUAGUUGGUUUGCGUUCCUGUAGGUAUCAUAGGCCUAUAAAUAUAUCAGCAUUUUAUUAGACUAGAAUGGCCUCAUUUUUUUAUAUUCCGUGUAGGAAUCAGGAAUUGCAGAAUACGUAAUUAUUUAAUACUGAUAUUAAAUGGCUCGUUUUAAAAACAAUAAUAUUUAACGUAGACUUUAAAUAUCUAAUGAUUGUCUUAGUUAUUAACAAUAUCUUCCAUGGGAAGAACCCCAUACAUUCACUCAGAUUGACUCAGCCAUACACUCAUUCAGUCUAUCUCGUUUUACUUAAUAGUAAUAUGUAUUUUGACAAACUGUGUUACUAAUAUAAUGAACUUAGAAUUGUACUCGUAUUACUACCUACUGUAAAAAUUAUUUUGAAAUUGAUGUAAGUAGAAUAUCGAUUAAGUCAAAAUAUUUUGUAAUUAACUUAUUUAAAAAUGAAAUGAUAAGCAAUAUAAUUGUAAUGUAAGAAACCUUAGGGGUGAGAACAUAUCAUAAAGCACAGCAUACCUCCAUAAAUACCUAUCUGUAAAUCAGUAGGCAAGUGCGGGCUACAGUGGAUCACCUUUUUUAUAUUAAGAGAAGUAGUUACCAUAUUUUCACUUCAAAUUGUAUCUUUUUCUUCUACCUAAAAGCCAAGUCAACGUACCUACCUAUAUUAUCUAACCCAUCAAUCAUAAUCACAUAAACAAAAAAGUGGAGCAAAAUCCACUGUUACUCAUGUGUGCGAGAGACGCAUGAGUUUAGGGUUGGGAGCCCGAAUUCGCUUUGCCUGGGGUGUUCGCUUAACCCGACC
Cydia fagiglandana is the source of this 6693-nucleotide messenger RNA. RefSeq names its product gamma-aminobutyric acid type B receptor subunit 2 (gene GABA-B-R3). The transcript has 19 exons. Gene Ontology annotation, molecular function: G protein-coupled GABA receptor activity. Lineage: Eukaryota; Metazoa; Arthropoda; Insecta; Lepidoptera; Tortricidae. Gene Ontology annotation, biological process: gamma-aminobutyric acid signaling pathway; G protein-coupled receptor signaling pathway. The record is from RefSeq and is a predicted model, not a curated record. Bases 213 to 4328 code for a protein of 1371 amino acids. Gene Ontology annotation, cellular component: membrane; G protein-coupled receptor heterodimeric complex.